Molecule: messenger RNA, 3652 nt
Organism: Lepidothrix coronata (blue-crowned manakin)
Lineage: Eukaryota; Metazoa; Chordata; Aves; Passeriformes; Pipridae
Gene: BBS9
Product: Bardet-Biedl syndrome 9
Exons: 24
Coding region: 252-3026 (924 amino acids)
Biological process (GO): cilium assembly
Cellular component (GO): membrane; BBSome
Source: RefSeq, a predicted model, not a curated record
CCGCUUCCCAAACUACACUUCCCAAGCUCCCUCCUGGGCGGGGCGCGGGGCGGAGCGCGGCUGGUGCCGGCCGUAGGGAGAGCAGGAUGCCGGAGAUGGCGGCGGCGGUGGAAAUGCGGCUGUAGCGCUGCCGCUCUGUCUCUCUGUGCUUCGCCUCGGGCCGCGCCUGAGCGAGGAGCACCUGUGAGGAAGCGGGGCUGCCGCCCCGGGGCGGCUCGGACUGCGCUGUGCCUCCCGCCCAAUAAAGAAGAAUGUCUUUGUUUAAAGCUAGAGACUGGUGGUCCACCGUACUUGGAGAAAAGGAAGAAUUUGACCAAGGCUGCCUGUGUGUUGCUGAUGUUGAUAAUAGUGGCAGUGGACAAGAUAAAGUUAUUGUGGGCAGUUAUAUGGGAUACCUCCGAAUCUUUAAUCCACAUCCUGUGAAACCUGGAGAUGAAGUACAGCCCGAAGACUUACUCUUGGAAGUGCAGUUGCGAGAACCAAUAUUGCAGGUGGAAGUGGGAAAAUUUGUUUCUGGUACUGAAGGACUUCAUCUGGCUGUGUUGCAUUGCCGAAAACUCUGUGUAUAUGCUGUUUCAGGAACUCUGGGAAAUGUGGAACAUGGGAACCAGUAUCAGAUUAAACUGAUGUAUGAGCACAAUCUUCAGAGAACUGCUUGUAAUAUGACUUAUGGUCCAUUUGGUGGUGUAAAAGGUCGAGAUUUGAUAUGCAUACAGUCCAUGGAUGGGAUGCUUAUGUUGUUUGAACAGGAAAGCUAUGCUUUUGGCCGCUUUUUACCCGGUUUUCUUCUGCCUGGUCCCCUGACUUACAGCUCUCGCACAGAUUCUUUCAUUACAGUGUCUUCAUGUCAACAGGUUGAGAGUUACAAAUACCAAGUGCUGGCAUUUGCGACAGAUGCUGAUGAAAGACAAGAAACAGAACAGCAAAAACUUAGCUCUGGAAAAAGGCUUGUGGUGGAUUGGGUUCUAAACAUCGGAGAGCAAGCACUGGAUAUAUGCGUUGUCUCAUUUAAUCAGGGAGUUUCUUCUGUUUUUGUGCUUGGUGAGAGAAACUUCUUUUGCCUUAAGGAUAAUGGGCAAAUACGAUUUAUGAAAAAGCUUGAUUACAGUCCGAGUUGCUUCAUUCCUUAUUGUUCAGUGCAAGAAGGAACAAUAAACACUUUAAUUGGAAAUCACAAUAAGAUGUUGAAUGUUUAUCAAGAUGUUACACUGAAAUGGGCCACUCAACUUCCCCACAUUCCUGUAUCAGUAAAAGUAGCGAAUUUUCAAGACUUGAAGGGUGUUAUAGUCACUCUGACUGAUGAUGGGCAUCUUCAGUGUUCAUACCUUGGAACUGAUCCUUCAAUCUUCCAGGCUCCUAAGGUUGAUGCUAGGGAAAUAAACUAUGAAGAAAUGAAUGCUGAAAUGAAAGAGCUUCAAAAAAUCAUCAGGGAGGCCACAAAAACACAAGAUAUUUUGCCUGAAUCUGAAAAACAGAGAGAUCUAACUGUCACAGCAGAAGUUUCACCUGAUUUGGAUGCAGAAUCUCAAGCCAUUGAGAGUGAAGUAAAAGCAGAGGCAGUACCAUCAGUCACAGUAAAGAUAACAGUACAGAGCAGAGUGGCUGCGCAGAAACCGAGCCUGGCAGUCUGUGUGCAAGCUCCGUUAGCAGUGACCUGUGACCAGUUCGUCUUUGAUGAUUUAGAACCAGAUUCAUCUGAAACUGUGGUCCUGUCUGUCUUUUUGAAGGGGAAUUGUAUUCCAUCAGAACUAGAAGGAAAUUGCAUGGUUUCAUAUAAUAUACCAACAGAGCUCAAUCCUGAAGGAAUACCGAGAGUUGCGCAGUGUAACUUCAGUCUGCCUUUGCGGUUAGUUUGCUUUCCAUCUCAGCCUUCAAAAGCAGCAAACCACAAGCUAACUAUUGAUACCAACAAACCUCCUGUCACUUUUCUCACCAUUUUUCCAGACUUUGUUGAUCCAUCUGAGGGUGACCAGGCAAAUGCUCUGGGAUUUCUAUUUUUAACUGGUUCAAAAACCACUCUUCUUGCUUCAAAAACAUCACAACGAUAUAGGAUCCAGAGCGACCAGUUGGAAGACCUUUGGCUGAUAACGAAAGAGCUCACACGCCGACUAGAGGAACAUUUCAAGAAGCAAAACUGCAAAGAUUUUGCAUGUACCUUUUCUGGUUCAAUUCCCCUGCAAGAAUAUUUUGAACUAAUUGAUCGACAUUUUGAGCUACGUUUGAAUGCUGAAAAAUUUCAGGAGCUGUUAUCUGAAAGGGCCGUACAGUUUCGAGCUAUUGAGCGACGACUGCUGACACGAUUCAAAGAUAAAACUCCUGCUCCUCUUCAACAUCUGGACACCUUGCUAGAAGGAACAUUCAGAGAGGUAAUAGCUCUAGCAGAUGCAGCAGAAGAAAAUCAAGCCAAUGUGUUCCAGGCAUUCACAAAGUUGAAAAGUGCCACCCAUCUGGUGAUUAUGCUGAUUAGUUUGUGGCAGAAGCUCAGCACUGAUCAAGUUGCUAUUCUGGAAGCUACGUUUUUGCCAUUAGCAGAAGAUACACAAGAGCUGGGUUGGGAAGAAACCGUGGAUGCUGCAGUUUCUUACUUGUUAAGAACUUGUUUGUCAAAGAGCUCUAAAGAGCAGGCCCUGACUCUCAGCAGCCAGUUGUGCAUGCCCAAAGAUACCAGCAGACUGAAGAAGAACAUCACCCUCUUCUGUGAUAGAUUGGCCAAAGGUGGUCGCCUUUCAUUAAGUACGGACUUGGCCACUCAGCAAGCUGCUGUCAUGCCAGGUGGCUGUGCUACAAUCCCAGAGUCUGAUUUAGAGGAAAGAACCGUUAUACCGGGCUCUACAGCAAUGUUUUCCAGUCACGGGCAGAUCACAAAGCAGAAAUCCAAGCAUGGUAUUUUGAAGAUCUGUAAGUCCAUGUUUUUUCCUGUAGCGUCUUUUUAUUAUUUUGUGGUUUGUCUGAGGAUGCAGCAGAGGAAGCAAAAAGCCAUGAAACCUGAAGACAACCCUCAGGAGGAAUUUCUAUCUGAUGUCUGAUGCAUUUAUAAUGCAGUAGUACUGAUACAUUUUAAUCUGUACUGAUUGCAGUUUCCAGGAGAGGACUGUGCUAAUUUAUUAAAAAAAAACCCCAAGCAAGUUACAUUCUAAUAAUUUUGGUUGGGUCUCCCUUAACAACUACUAGCAUCCUUUCUGUGAGCAAAGUUUAAGCACUUACCCAACUGUUGUAGGGGUGUUGUGUUGUAUUUUACAAUAUAUCAUCCCUUUCUGAGGAUUCAGUUGAUUGAUCAAAGACUGUUUACACAUAGUUAAAAGCAGCCUUUGUUUCAGGAUAUGUUUUAUCUUUUUAAAAAAGAUAUUCUGAACUGCACCUCCCUUUGAGAUUAUAUUAACAUUUGUUAUAUCACAGUUUUGACAAAAGAUAACUAUCUCGUUUCCUCUUGUACUAACGUUCACAAUUCCAGACAGCUGAAUUCACUACCAGAAGAAAAACUGGUAAUCCAUCAACUCUUUUUCUCCUCUCUCAUUGCUUAUACAGACUCCUGCUCUCUAGAGAUAUAGAGUAAAAUAUGGUUACUGGACAUAAAGGGCAAACCCUUUUGCCAUUAACUAUGUCACUAUGAAUGGGAAUAAAGUUUACACUGUAAGUACGUUGAACACAGCAA